Molecule: messenger RNA, 8627 nt
Organism: Dromiciops gliroides (monito del monte)
Lineage: Eukaryota; Metazoa; Chordata; Mammalia; Microbiotheria; Microbiotheriidae
Gene: GNG12
Product: G protein subunit gamma 12
Exons: 6
Coding region: 3386-3604 (72 amino acids)
Biological process (GO): G protein-coupled receptor signaling pathway
Cellular component (GO): heterotrimeric G-protein complex
Molecular function (GO): G-protein beta-subunit binding
Source: RefSeq, a predicted model, not a curated record
GGCCUUCGUGGUGGCCCAGCUUCUUGCCACCUUCCCUCAGGGACACACUGCACCGGAAGAGAUGAAAGGUAUACCAUCAGAGGGAAGCCUGCCUCCUCUUCUAACCUGAGGCUGGGGAUCAGGCCAAGCAACAGGAGGUGGAAGUUUCCACUCACUGCGGGACAUCUCCUUGGGCGGGGCCCCUCUCCGCCCACCCUCUGCGGACUGGAGCUGGAGAUGGAAGACACAUGCGCAGUCCAAACAGGUCUGGCCUCCGCCAUCUGGCUGCAGAUUUCUGGCUCCUCCUGAGGAAAACACUGCGUGGUCACCUUACUCCACCCAAGAUGCGAAGGCAGCCACUGCGGGAGGGAGGUGGCGAUCUGGAGAGGCAGGCACCAUCACCCCAGUGCACCUCCUCACUCCACAACAGGUGAGAAAAUGGCCAGAGCCCUUUGAUCCCCACCACUCUCAAGCCACCUGCCUGGGGGAGCUAAGAUGAUCAGGCAGCUGCUCCGCCGCUGCCGCUGCCUCUGCUUUGCUGGGAAAGGGUCCGAGGGCAGAUCCCCACAGAAGACUGUGCCACUGGUCUCAUAUCUUGGUCAUAGAGUGAGCCCUGUCAUGACCCGCUCCAGGCAGCUGUGACUGAACCACCUGCGUAAGGGGCCCCACUUGGUCUGGCGGAUGCACCCGCAGCCACUGCCUGCGGGGAAUGGGCCUGGAGGGUGGAUCCCCCCCCCCCCCCCCCGCAGGAGAUAGCGCCAUUGCCUCGGGGCUCACAGUCUGUGGCUUUGGUAGCUGAGGAUGAGCCACUGCAGCCUCUGUGGGAAUGGGUCCAGAGGGUGUAUCCCUGGAGGAGAGACUGAGCCACUGGUUGCAUAUCUUGGUCAUAGAGUGAUCCCUGCUCUGCCUGUGCCCUACUGCUUUUUCUGAGUGACCUGCUAGGAAACGUAAGCUGAGCAGGCUGGAUAGCGCAUAGCUGCUGCCGCAGGGGCGGCUAUGGGUCCGGAGGGCGGAUCCCUGGAGGAUAGAGACUGCGCCAUGGGUCUCAUUCCUGGUCUUAGAGAGAUCUCUGCUAUACCCUUCAUCAGGCAGCUUUGGUGGAGGGACCUGCCCAAGACACCUGAGCUGAUCAGGCUGGAUAGCGCACAGCUGCUGCCGCAGGGGCGGCUAUGGGUCCGGAGGGCGGAUCCCUGGAGGAGAGAGACUGCGCCACGGGUCUCACAUUCCCGGUCAUAGAGAGAUCUCCGCUAUACCCUUCAUUAGGCAGCUUUGGUGGAGGGACCUGCCCAAAACACCUGAGCUGAUCAGGCUGGAUAGCGCACAGCUGCUGCCGCAGGGGCGGCUAUGGGUCCGGAGGGCGGAUCCCUGGAGGAGAGAGACUGCGCCACGGGUCUCACAUUCCCGGUCAUAGAGAGAUCUCCGCUAUACCCUUCAUUAGGCAGCUUUGGUGGAGGGACCUGCCCAAAACACCUGAGCUGAUCAGGCUGGAUAGCGCACAGCUGCUGCCGCAGGGGCGGCUAUGGGUCCGGAGGGCGGAUCCCUGGAGGAGAGAGACUGCGCCAUGGGUCUCACAUUCCUGGUCAUAGAGAGAUCUCUGCUAUACCCUUCAUCAGGCAGCUUUGGUGGAGGGACCUGCCCAAGACACCUGAGCUGAUCAGGCUGGAUAGCGCACAGCUACUGCCGCAGGGGCGGCUAUGGGUCCGUAGGGCGGAUCCCUGGAGGAGAGAGACUGCGCCAUGGGUCUCACAUUCCUGGUCAUAGAGAGAUCUCUGCUAUACCCUUCAUCAGGCAGCUUUGGUGGAGGGACCUGCCCAAGACACCUGAGCUGAUCAGGCUGGAUAGCGCACAGCUGUUGCCGCAGGGGCGGCUAUGGGUCCGUAGGGCGGAUCCCUGGAGGAGAGAAACUGUGCCACGGGUCUCACAUUCCCGGUCAUAGAGAGAUCUCCGCUAUACCCUUCGUUAGGCAGCUUUGGUGGAGGGACCUGCCCAAGACACCUGGGCUGAUCAGGCUGGAUAGCGCACAGCUACUGCCGCAGGGGCGGCUAUGGGUCCGUAGGGCGGAUCCCUGGAGGAGAGAGACUGCGCCACGGGUCUCACAUUCCCGGUCAUAGAGAGAUCUCCGCUAUACCCUUCGUUAGGCAGCUUUGGUGGAGGGACCUGACCAAAACACCUGGGCUGAUCAGGCUGGAUAGCGCACAGCUGUUGCUGCAGGGGCGGCUAUGGGUCCGUAGGGCGGAUCCCUGGAGGAGAGAGACUGCGCCACGGAUCUCACAUUCCUGGUCAUAGAGAGAUCUCUGCUAUACCCUUCAUUAGGUAGCUUUGGUGGAGGGACCUGCCCAAGACACCUGAGCUGAUCCGGUCAGUGCGCCGCUGCCGCAGGGGUGGCUAUGGGUCUGGAGGGCGGAUCCCUGCAGAAGACUGUGCCAUUUCCACAGGUCUCACGCCCUGCAGCUUUAACCACACCACUUUCCCAGGCAACCUGAGUUGAUCCAAAGGGUGCUGCUACCGCUGCAGUGGAAAUGCAUCCAGAGGGCAGAUCCCUAGAAGAGAAUGCGUCAUUGGUCCCACAGCCUAGUCAUAGAGUGACCUUUGCCAUGACUUGACCAGCAACUUUGUCUGGGCCACCUGCCCAGGGAGAUAGUGGGUGCACUGCUGCUUCUUCCAGAGAAAUAGGUCCAGGGGCUGAACCAGCAACCUCUUGUGAUCAUAGAGCAAUCUCUUCGUACCCCUCACUGGAUGGCAGUGAGUGGCUGGCCGGCAUGGGCGGUGCCCAAGAGGGAAUCCCAGAGUCGUGGUGCAGCUGCGGGCGAUUCCUUCAGGCCCCUGUUCUGUUGGUGCUCCCAACAUUAGGACUUUAUCAAGGGGAAGGAACUUAUGGCGAUGGUGAUGGCAAUGGCAAUGGCAAUGGAUGACCUUGUGAGCUUUAGAAGGUCAGGGAAGCAAGUCACCAGAGUCCAGGAAGUGGAAUUCAUAAUGAGAUUUUUAAGAAGAUAAAUGGUGAGGAGUGAGGUCCCAAGCAACCUGCUCAACCCAGCCCAGCAGUAUCAGAGGUGCAGACUCCUCCAUUCAUCAGACAUGCAGCUUCUCUGUUGACACCCCUAGGUCAUCUGACUCUAAUUCUCCAGUCAUUGUCCAAGUACUGGCGGAGCCUAUUUAGAACUGGAAGGGAUCUUGGAAGUCUUAGUCCGUCACCUCACUUUAAAGGAGACACAGAAGGUUGCUGGAGCUACCCAAGGUCACAGAGAAAGAAGAGGAUCUGGAUGUUCAGAGAGGAGCCCUUUGCUUCCCAACCCAGUGUUCCUUCACUCCACCACUGAAGUACAAAGACAUAUUUCCUUGACCAUUUGAACCUGAAAACACCGUGUCAGACAGCCUCUUAUUGAGCUCAUCCUGAGACUCAGUGAAGAUGUCUAGCAAAACCACCAACACCAAUAGCGUUGCCCAGGCCCGUCGAACUGUCCAGCAGCUGAGAUUAGAAGCGUCCAUAGAGAGGAUCAAGGUCUCUAAGGCGUCUGCAGACCUCAUGUCCUACUGCGAGGAGCAUGCCAGGGGCGAUCCUUUGCUCAUGGGAAUCCCAACUUCAGAAAAUCCCUUCAAGGAUAAAAAAACAUGCAUCAUCUUAUAGUGGGUUGGGGACCUGCGGGUGCCGCCCCUCCGUGAUCUAAGCAGCUCCCAGAAGAAACAUACCUUCCGCUCACUUGGUAACCACUGCUCAAAACGAAAAUGCUUUUAACUUGUAAAAACAAAAAACAAAAAAUGAGUUUUCAAGCCUUUCUUUUUAAAAGUCUCCCUCUCUCUAGAGUGUACCCUUUAUGAAAUGGAUGAGAAUCAGUCGAAAUGAGUAACGGCGGUUGCUUUCUUAGGUUGGCUUCACGUUUAAGGAGUGCUGAUUUGGGUUGGUUUCUGUGUAAAUUCGUCGUCCAGUGAUCUACUUUUUGAUUUGAGGGAAGACCAAAGUUGCCUCCUCCUCUCUCCAGAUCCACCAGGCCCAUGAGUCACCAGGGCCAUGGCCAACCCAAUCUCUAAAACGCUUCACUCCUCAGCAUCCUUAAUCGGGUCGGUGCCUCUCUAUGUAUACUAUACAAGUUAUGCAUGUAUUUGGUGUGUAUAUAUGAUUUUGUAUAUAUACAUUUCAAAGUGCAUAUUUUCUAGUUCAAAAACGUCUUUCCCCCUUCCACAGGGGCCCCCCUGCCCCCCAGUUCUAGCCCACCUUGAGUUCUGCCUCUCUCCAGGCCGGCAGUGAGCCGGGCAGCCACAGCUGUGUUUGCCUACGGUUUCUGGGCGACGAGGGCGGUCCGCGCCCAAGAGCCGUUUUCACGAUACCAAAUUCCGGUCAUGUUCUCAUCACCAUCAUCUCUCCCUCUUGUUUGCUUCUCUGGUCCUCACGGCCUAAAUCCAAACGGUGCCAAUUUAAGAGAGCGAAAACAAAACCCCUCUUGUAAUCUGAGGUGCUACGCUGUGAGGGCCUUUUUGCUUUUACGGACUCAGCACAGUGAGGAUACAGAACCCCCAAAUCCCAGAGCCGGAUGGUCCAACCCGUGCCUAAACACGUAUCCUCUCUGUCACCUCCUUCCUGGCGAGUCAUCCACCCGCUCUGCUGGAGACCGUUUGUUUAAAUGCAGAAAGGGAUUACAAAGGAAACCAGUUAGACUGAAAUCCAGUUAGCAAAAUAUUAAAAAAAAAAAAAAAGUUCAAGGCCCCUAGUUGAGAACCUUUGACCUAAUCCAAUCCAUACCCCAUCUGCAGUAAGAAGUGAUCAUCCCCCUCUGCUUGAAGACCCCCAUUGUACUUUGGGAUAACCUUAAGGGUUAGGAGGCUUUUCCUAAUCUCCAACCUAAAUUUACUUCCCUUGUUGUUUCUGGUCCAGCCCUCCAAGGCCAAGCAGAAGCAGUCUGAUUAGUAGGAGAGUACCCAUGAGCCCACUGACUAGAGGAGGGGGUUCCCCGAAUAUGAGCCGGCUUCUCUCCAUGAAGGAGAUCAGUUAGCAUGCUAGAUUGAGGGAGCCCACCUCCUCUCCCCUUGUAGUUUCUUUCAUUCUCCCUCUGCUUCCCCUCAAAGUUCCCUCCCUUGCCUGAGUCUCACCCGUUUGAGGAGUGCGCUUCAUCCCCCUACCCAGUCCCAGGUUGUUCAUUUGCAGGUGGGAAGGCUGUUUGUCCAGAAGAAAACAAGAAAGGUCCAAGAUGCUGGUGGGUUUCCCAAUUCCUAGCCUGUCGUCAUCCAACCCACCCUGUCCGUGCUCUCCUUGGAGGCAAGAAGAGGCAGUUUGAUAGAACUUUAAAAAGAAAAGAACCCCCUUGUCACUCCCCUUCCUCCCCAGAUUAUUGGAUAUGCUGCCAAAAAUCUUUCUGCUGAACUUAGAUGGGCCCUUACUCUGGGCACAGCCCCUGCAGGCAGGGAGGUUGAGAGGGUCUUUUUCAAAUGGUUGCUUUCAGACACAGAAAGUAAACUCACCACACUAGAAUCCCAUUUCCAUCUAUUAGCCUCAGUGCCCUCAUCUAUAAAAUGGAGACGAUCUUGUAAACUCUGCCCCCUCACAGGGUCAUCGUGGGGAGGCUUGGAGGUGCUCCAGAAAUGCAAGUUAUUAGCAAAAUUCUUUAUGAAUCAAGGUUCUCCAAAAAACCUCUCCCAAAAGAACCAUUCCUGGGACUUCUGACAGCAGUUCCUCAAUAGAUAGUGCGUGCCAUUCUUGGAGGUGCCGACCGCCCCUUUUGAAGUUUGUCCCAUCCCCAAACAAAAGGUAGCUUCCCCAUGUCCAAAGCUGAAGGUCAUCUCGCCCUUCCAAGAUGUAGAUGAAAAAAAAACUUCUUCCCUCUCUGUCACAGCCGCCCCCUCUCCAUGCACUCCUUUUAGUCAAUGAUUCUAUUUUUCUAACAGCCAUUUCAUGACUCUGAUCUGUAUAUUCACUCUGAUUUUUAACCAUGUGUCAUUCAUCGUGUAGAAUGCAGCCUAUUGCAAAAAUAUAUUAAAGCGAUGAACUUGAAUAUGCUUGACUCUGGGGGACGGCACUGAGGGCAGUCGCCCUUCAUUCAGUGGUGUUAAGUGGACCCUUUUAUACGGCCCCCCAUCUCUUAUUUCCAGCAAUGCCAUGACUGUGCUUGCCCUGGCCACGGUACGUCUGGCCCUUCUGCCCUGGGCCACCUGGUCCUUCCACUGGCCUGCUAGACGGCAUCCAGGCCUUCGAGUGUGGACAAACCUCCCCAACCAGCAGUGAAAGCCAAUUGACCCCAGAUCUAAACCUUGGCUUCUAGACCAAGACAGAUAGUAACUCAGUGUUGUUGUACCUAGAACCAAAAAGAUUGUUGAUGUACCUAGAACCAAAAAGAUUCUAUGAGGAAAGAUAAUAUAUAUGUAUAUGAUAAACAGAAGUCACUUUUAUUUAACCGGCUUGAUUCCUCUUGUAAGCUUCAGGCUCUUGGAGCAGCUGCUAUGACGAUUUGGGGCAGAUGCCUGGGUGUAUAAUUUUUUUUUUCCCGCUACCACAGUAAUGUUCACACAGAUAUACAUCCCCAUAUGUGUAUAUAUAAACUGUAACUCUCUGGCUUUGUUAUCACUGAAGUUCCUACUGCGUGGGUUCAAUGUAUGUACGUUGACAGUAGUUUUGCAAAUAUGCUGUUUUCUUGGUUCAUCCUUCUCCCUUCAUUAUCCCCACAUGUCUGUACAGUUUUUAUUUAAACUCAAGGUCUCAGUGCCAUGACCGUGUGCUAAAUAGAAUUUAUUGGUCCCAAAAUCUUUUACAGAAACACAUUUUGAACAGGGGAAAUAUUUUAUGUACCAGAUAAUCAAUUAACAAAUGAUAGAUACAUGGUGUCUGCUUGCUCUUUUUUCCUAUGAAUCUGGUUUUUAAGUUCCCUGGGCUAAUUCAAAUCAAAAGUGCCAUAUUCACCUUUUAGACAAAAGGUCCGGUGUUUGCUUUCAGCCCAACUGAAACAAUUUUUGUACUUUUUCAUCUGUAAACCACCAGAAGAAAAAUUUAUACCAGUCCUUUAGUGUAUAUAAAUGCGCAUAUGUUUGAACCAAAUCAUAACAAUUCACGGAAAUGCAGAGGCAUCUUUAAAUCUGAGGCGGAGGCUAGAAAAACAAACAGUGGAGGAUGUGUUAAGCUGUCUUCUCGGUUCUGUUUUAGCUAACUUUCUCGAUUUUAAGUGAACCGGGAAAAAUAGCAUUAUCUUAUCUGGUUACCCUGAAUUGAUUUUUCUUUUGAGCCAUACAUUCGAAAAGAUUCAUGGGCUUAGAAAAUGAAUUCUAACCUAAAAUAGCCCCUUCUUGCUGUCCCCCGCCCCCACCAAAAAACAAAUGAAUAUAUGACUAAGUGAGUGAGUAAAAUUUUAAAAGAUCUAAUUAGAAUAAUUAUGAGAAAAUCGAAUCUAGAAUCUUCAGAUUGAAAUUCACAAUUCCUGGCUUAUUGGCAGUGGUUCAGAUUAAAUUAGUCAAAUCAUCCUUUCCUCUGAAUCAUAAACCAUCACAGUUGGAAGUGACCCCGGAAGCUGUCUAGUCCAACCCCUACUGGAAAAAGUUCCCCAGGGCAACAUCCCCGACAGGUAGGCAGGUGGUCACCCAGUCCUAGCUCCAAGACCUUCAAGAUUCCCAGACAAACUAUUCCGCUUUCCAGCACUUCUAAAUGUUAGGAAGAUUUCCCUGACCUCCUUCGUCAAUUGACCCAUUUGCAAUGUCUGCCCUCAGGGGCCAAAGCGAAUAAAUCUGACCCCUCCUGGGUCUUCUCUUCUCCAACCUAACUCUCCCUAGUUCCUUCAGUCAGUCCUCCAAACACAUAAAUUCAAGGGCUGCCGUGUAACAGAAAAAAUGUCAAACUAGCACAGCCAAUUCAGAACAAUUUAUUGAAGUUGAUCUCGAGCAAAAUCUGUAAUCAGUGGAAUGUCACUAAAAAUCUUUCCAAGCAAAAAAGCAUCCAAAUUCCAACGUAUUUGUAAGAAAUAUAAAUCAGCAAAUAUAAUCUACACAAAUGAUAUAUUUCUGUCUUCGCACACAUUCAAUUUAGUCAGAAGAUUAAAUAUUACAGACAAUUCCAUUGUCACCAAAGGAAUAUUGAACUGGGACUACCCACCACUGGGUGACUCACUUUCCCCAUCUAAUCCUUAGUUUCCUGCUCUAAGAAAUGACAGUUGAACUAGAUGAUUUCCGGCCAUUCCAACUGGAAAAUUCCAUGGUCCAAUGAUCCUUCCUCCCCUGCCGCCAUCUUUGUGCUGUGAGCAUUGCUGUUUCCGAUAUCUAAAUGUUGCUCUUUCCCUCAUGUUGUCACGAGCUAACAGCCUUUGAGAGUGUUUGUUCUUGGAUUUGUUUUCUCACAAUUGGAAAAAACUACCCUUGUUACUUUUGUGGUGAUGAUGGUGUUUUUCUUUUCUUCUGAUUUGAUGAACUCUGUGACUUUCUUAAUGUUCUUUGUAUCGUCAUGUAAUUCCCUCUACGUGUCCUUUGGGUGUCCCUGGAAAUUUGCCUUUGAUUUCUGGUCAAUGAGCCCCAGCUGUUUUAGAACCUUUUUGGCUCCUUGUAUGUUGUGUCACCUAUAACCUUGACACUGUGAUCAUCGUUUGAAAGAUUGUAAAAGAUGGAAGCAUUUCUUUCCCAGCUCAUGUUCAAUAGCACGGAUUCCAAUCAAAUGAAUUAAAAACAUCAUGGCUUUCUAUACUGCA